This is a messenger RNA of Ilex paraguariensis (yerba mate), 3526 nucleotides long. NCBI's taxonomy places the organism in Eukaryota, Viridiplantae, Streptophyta, Magnoliopsida, Aquifoliales, Aquifoliaceae. The record is from the annotation of a GenBank genome assembly.
AAUGUUGCAACAAAGUCAGAAAUACAAAUCCAUCGUCUAAGCUUUCUUUAUUCUUUUAAUUCCAAUCAGAAAGCAAUCUUAAAGCAAAACAAAAGAAAAUCUGUCAACUGCUAUGUGCCUCUGGAGCUGACCAAGUCCAUGAUUUUAGUUUGACCAUUCUAGCAGAAAAAGCUUAUUUUCAAUAGAGUAACAAGAUUUGCAAUUCAAACUUUCAGAGACUCGAUCACAGACACGCCCAGUGAGAAUUAGGUAGCAGUAGCAAUUCAGAACUUGCAAGAUCAGAGGUUUUCAUACAGGGAAGCUCAUGUCAAGCGGUGGUUCUGAUUUUAUGUUGCCCAAGGGAGACUUGAAUUCAGUUGAUAGCCUCGCGAAUUCCUUGCUGGUAUCUAUUUCGGAGAUCACUGCUUCAGUGGUAUGUAUGGAGAUAAAGCAUGAGAACUUCAUCGAAAUUGGAUGUUAUCUUUACCGAGCUUCAAUAGUCAUACUUGAGUUGCAGACAACCAAGAAUACUCCAGCAAAAGCAGUAGAGAUCUUACAAUCACUAUCCAGAAGUGUCAAUUUGGCUAAAGAAUUUAUUGGGGAAUGCCAAAAGUUUGUACAUACAAUUCAGGAUUCUGAACUAGGAAGCAUUAUGGAACAGCUUGAAUGGUUGAUAAGAAACAUAGGCGAAAACCUGAGUUUGAUACCAUCAUCAGCAGCAGAUGGUGACCAAGAUUAUGUAGAUAUUGCUGUUAAGUCUAUUUCAUGGGAGAUGAAAUAUGGCCACUUUGAAGCUAGCCAAAUUCAAGUAUCCGAGGAAAAAGAUCAGGAAAGGUGUGUGUUGUCUUUAGAGGAACUGCCAAAGCAAGAACCAGCAUCAACAGAAAAAGAAACAGAAACAGAUCUAUACCCUAUCGACUUUGAAGUCUCCAUGGAGAAUCUUCAAUUAUCGGAUACACCACAUCACCAUCAGUUUGACCUCCUUGGAAGCACGGAUAGCAGAAGUGAAAUAAAGGAUGAAAACAGCAGCACUGGCCCAUCGAUGACUUUGCCACAGGUGGCUCAGUACAUGGAACCUAUGUAUGAAACAUUCUUCUGUCCAUUGACGAAGAAGAUUAUGGAUGACCCGGUCACCAUAGAAAGUGGAGUGACCUAUGAGAGGAAGGCAGUUACAGAAUGGUACAAUGAGUUUGAAAACACAGAGGAAGUUGUCUGUCCAAAGACAGGACAAAAGCUGGUGAGUAGAGCUCUGAGUACCAAUUUGGCUUUGAAGGCGACAAUAGACGAGUGGAAGGAAAGAAAUGAUGAAGCAAGGGUGAAGGUUGCCAGGGCAGCUUUGUCUUUGGCAAGUACCGAUGAAAUGAUACUCGAGGCGAUUAAUGAUUUGCAAAGUAUAUGUCAAAGGAAGCAGGAUAAUAAAGUAAAGGUUUGCAACACUGGGAUAAUACCAUUACUUGCUCAGUUUAUGAGUUACAAAGACAGAAAUGUGAGGUUUGCAACACUGAAAUUAUUGCAAAAAUUGGCUGAGGAUGAUGAUAAUGGCAAGGAAAUCAUUGGCAAGACAAUUUCCCUUCCGACAGUAAUAAAGAUGUUAUCGAGUAAUCACCAACCGAUUAGGCAUGCAUCACUGCUACUGUUGCUUGAGCUUUCAAGAUCUCAACCUAUGUGUGAGAAAAUCGGGUCGGUUACUGGAGGGAUUCUGAUGCUGAUCACAAUUAAGUACAGACAGUCUGCUGAUGCCUUUGCUUCAGAAAAUGCUGAUGAAAUCUUGAAGAAUUUGGAGAGGAUUACAGACAAUAUCAAGUUCAUGGCAGACAAUGGACACUGGCAGCCCCUUUUAGACCAUCUUAUUGAAGGUUGUGAAGAAAUGAAGAUGGAGAUGGCGAGCUACCUUGGUGAUAUUAUUCUUGGGCCUGAUUGCAGAACCUAUGUGGCUGAGAAGGCAUCUCCGGCUCUCAUCAAAAUGGUGCACUGUGGAGACAGUCUUACCAGGAAUGCUGCAUUCAAAGCUCUGAAGCAAAUCUCUUCUUACCACCAAAAUGGAAAAAUACUCAAAGAAUCUGGAGUUGUGCAAAUCAUGGUGAAAGAGAUGUUCUCGCGGACAAUCUACAAUGAACCAAUGGACUCUAGAAAAGAAGCAGCUGCAAUACUUGCAAAUAUACUUGAGACUGGGAUAGAGCUAGAAAACCUGCAAGUAAACACGCAUGGCCAUACAAUGAGGUCAGACUACAUUAUAUACAAUAUCAUCUGUGGGCUCAAGAACUCAACCCCGGAUGACCUCAACAUUAGCCUCAUCAGAAUUCUCUUAUGCCUGAUGAGGGCCCCCAAAUCAUCAGCUACCAUAGUCUCAGUGGUUAAAGAGACUGAUGCUAGUUACAAUCUGAUUGAACUCAUCAAUAACCCAAAUGAAGAACUUGGGGUUUCAUCAAUCAGAUUACUUGUCUCACUCUCACCCUUCAUGGGCCACACAAUAAUUGAGAAAUUAUGCAAAACCAGAGGCCAACCUGAGAGCCUAAUCAUGAGUCCAACUGAAACAUCCCACCUCACAGAGAAGCAUGCAGUUUCAGCCAAUUUCCUGGCAAAGCUUCCCCAUCAGAACCUAACACUCAAUUUAGCUCUGCAAAACAAGGGUACAGUGCCCACGGUUCUACAAAGUAUCAAUCAAAUCCAAAGAAUUGGUACGCGAGCAAACAGGUUUGCAGGUGCUUACUUCGAAAGUCUGCUGGGUAUUCUUGUCAGAUUCACAACAACACUUUACGAUUACCAAGUAUUGUCUUUAGCAAGAGAAUACAACUUCACAUCAGUAUUCACAGAAUUGCUCUUGACAACUUCUUGUGAUGAGGUUCAUAGGUUAUCAGCUAUUGGACUGGAGAAUCUAUCAUUGCAAUCAGUUAAUCUGUCAAAACCACCACAAAUUAAGAGAACCAAGUUCAUGAAAGUUUUACAAAAGUGUCUCUCUUUUGAGUCAGCAAAAGCAAAGAAAAUCCUGAUAUGUCCAGUUCACAGAGGAGCUUGUUCUUCCCAAUACACCUUUUGUCUGCUUGAUGCCAAGGCAGUUGAGAGGCUGUUGGCCUGCUUGGACCACGAGAAUGUUGAAGUGGUAGAGGCUGCAUUGUCAGCUAUAUGUACAUUGAUGGAUGACAAUGUUGAUGUGGACAAGAGCGUGAACAUGUUGAGUGAAAUGCAUACUAUUCAACAAGUGUUAAAAGUGUUGGGGAAGCACAAAGGAGAGCGUCUAUGGCAGAAAUCAUUUUGGGUGAUAGAGAGGUUCUUGAGGAAGGGUGGAGAUACAUCUGCAUCCGAUAUAUCCCAGGACAGAUUGUUUCCUGCUACACUGAUCAGUGCAUUUCACCAUGGGGACAUGAGUACUAGACAGAUGGCUGAGAAAAUAUUGAGGCACUUGAACAAGAUGCCAAAUUUCACCACAGAUUUUACCAUGUAAAUUCUCUUGUGCAUAUACCAAACUCUUGUUCAGUAUGUUGUAUCUACGUAUAUAGUGCAAGUGUACCACAAAUAUCAUAUCGAUGGAAACUAAAUGAUGAAUUUG